AUGUACAACGAUAACCAGCCGGGCAUUCUGACCGAUGCGGGCGUUAUAGACAUUGGUGACCUCUGCCCCGACGGAGGCCAGGCCGCAAUUGUUCAUCUAAUCGCCAACUACGACGACCUGAAGUCCCAGCUUGAGUCCCGCGCCGCCGAGGGAACGCCGGUGGCAGACGCGCAACUUCAGGCGCCGUUGCCGCGCCCCAACAAGAUCCUCUGCAUGGGCGGCAACUACCGCGAGUUUGGCGCCCGGGAGCCUUCUCCCAUGUGGGGCUUCACCAAGAGGCACCACAGCAUUAUGGGCCCGGGCGGCAACGUGGUCCUCCCUGACGUAGACGCGAACAUAUUUCACCACGAGGCGGAGCUGGUGUUGGUCUUCGGCAGGGGCGGCAAGGACAUCCCGGCGUCGGAGGCCAUGGACUACGUCUUUGGCUACACGGCGGGAGUGGACGUCUCGGCGCGUAUGCCGGCGGGCGGCGGCGGCCGCGGCCGCGCCCAACACGCUGCCCAUCUCGGAGCACAAAUCGCACCCCACCUUCUGUCCCCUUGCGUCGACGGCGAGCUGCGCGUUAACUACAACACCGACGACCUCGCCCACUCCAUAGCAGAGUCCAUUGAAUACGUGGCGGCUAUCGAGGAGAUCAGCCCCGGCGACGUGCUCUUCAUGGGCACCAACCACCAGGGCCUCGGUGCGAUGCAGGACGGCGACACCAUCGCGGUGGGCGUCGAGGGUGUGGGCAGCUUCAACCUCACGGUAAGCGACCCGCUCAAACGCCGUUGGCCCAAGGGAGUCGACGAGACGACAGCCAGGGACAUUCGCGAGAGCGCCGGCGGCCCCGGCCGCCAGGCCCGACCCUUGCCGGCCGAAUAG
Molecule: messenger RNA, 864 nt
Organism: Geodia barretti
Lineage: Eukaryota; Metazoa; Porifera; Demospongiae; Tetractinellida; Geodiidae
Source: the annotation of a GenBank genome assembly